CCGGCUCGUUCGGUCGUGUUUACCUCAGCUCUUACUCCGUCUACAACAGGCCAGGUGCGCGUUACACCAUCUCUUUCUCCCCCCUCCCCAUUAACCACCUUAUUUUCACCACUCCGGGGCAAUUCUCGAGACAAACGUUGUUUUCAUCAUUCCCAACAGGUCAUUCUAACCGCGCCUAAAAGUAAACACUCCAAUCUUAUUAUUAACCUGCAAAAAGUGAGUUCCCCUCGUCAUGGUGUGACGCCUAAGCCCCGCCGCCCCAUUAAGUGCGAACAUUUUUUGUUAACUGAGUGAAAAUACAAGACGGAAAAUAAGUUGACGAAGUAAAAGAACGGAAGUUGGAUUUCCUGCAUUCAGCCCUUGGAUAUUAAAACCUCCACUCGCCUGCUGUUGGAGAGGACGGAUUCUGUACGAAGAGGCAGAGUGUAGGAUGGGCUCUUCAGUGCGAGGAAUCACCCUACAGUGAAGAGGAGGUUCUUCGAGUGGUGGCGAGGAGAGUACGAGGAUGCCAUCCUCGCAGGCUGCCGCGACUGAGCGGCGAAACGAUCGAAUGAUGGCCCACGAACCACCAAAGCUGAAGACAACACUGAAAACCCCCCCAAAACAAGCAACGAAUCCUCUCCAAUUCGUUAAAGUCGGUCCAUGCUCCCUGUACCGAACAGCCCAGGAGCAGUUACAAAAGGUCCAAGAAGUAAAGAAAGUAAAACAAGAGGUGCGCGAUGACCCGGAAGACUGGCAAUCGAACUUGGACAAUUGGAAGAGUAGCAGGAGGAAGCGCCAAGAGCACAUAAUCGAGCGAGUUGUUGAGGUCAAGAAGCUUGAGCUCGAGGAACACGACAGACAGAGAAGACGAAGUAAAACAUUCUCCGAGAUGAUGGAGGAGCGCGGCAGUAGAGGACGAAAGCUCAGCAUGAGUCUCGCAAUGUACCACGAGGAGGAUUCAAAUGACUUGAGUGAUCUUGGUAUUGGUACAAGCAGUGGAAAGAGCUCUGUCAGCGGUGAUACCCACGACGACACACAGAGUGUUCUUAGCGAUCGAGACAGUGAGAUCGAUAAGAAUCACUCCGAUUUGGAUAAUGUUACCAAUGAAAAUGGUAAUGGUGGUACAGACAAUAACAAUGUUAGAGCCAUUACAAACACUGGCAGUGUCACUGAUGCACCGAGAAAGAAAACAUUUGGCAAUGGAUUCAUCGCUGAUGAUCACAGAGAGUACGACUCUGGUACAACAGCUACUGUCAGCUCACCAGAGCCCGAGGAGUACACGUACGAGGGUGCUAUACGGGGCUAUGUGUCCAGAGUUGCCCAGAAUAUACCGCGAAGAUCUCUGAUCGAUCUGGAAGUCAAGUUGGACAGUGUCAAGACGAGUCUCUACGAGGGUAAAGGCUCCACAGAUGAAGCCAACUUCCCAGUGGUGAAGGUUGACAUAUUGAAGCGAAGAGAAAUCUUUGAGAAGGCCUCGCAAAUCAACAAUGACAAUAAAAUCAACAAUAACCGAUCAUCCGGCGACUUCUCCAGCACCAAAUCGAUCAAGGAGAGACUCUCCAAUCUCGAUAAACAGAUGCACGAGGCGGAGCAAGUAGAUAAGAAUACAAAGUCCUUGAACAGGCUGUCGGGUGACAUGAGUUCAAUUCGUGAGCGUCUUUCUCACUUGGAGAAACAGGCGACUGAACGUGAGAGUAAAAUAUCUCGAAAGCCGAGUAUCGAUGAGUUGGAGCCGGUGAGGCCUCUUAGAGAGAGGCUUUCUACACUUGAGAAGUAUGCAAGCAGUGACGAGUCAUGCUCACCGAGGGCUACGAGUGUCAGGCAAAAUGGGAGGAGCAAGGAGGGUGAGAAGAAACCGGUGGACAAGCAGAUUCUACGGUUUAAUAAUGAUAAUUCAACGCCGAGUGAACGGAGCUCAUCGCCGGAUUCUGAGUAUAGGGCACCUCGUGCUGCUUUUCACAGGAGUCUUGAUUCACUGGAUGCCGAUGCCUCCAGUGGGCCAGACACCUUUGAGAGGGUGCAGAGUCUUGAGGAAUUGGAUUACACUCAGAGAUAUCCGGCUUCUGCUUCAUCUGCGGAAUUGCUGAAUGAUACGGAUAGAGAGGACUCGGGGAUUCACACGGCUGAUGUCUCCUGUUCGGUUAGUCAGGCUGAUGAACCUGUCGAUGAGGAGAUUGUGCAGCAACAACAGGUGGGGGUUGUUGAGGUGCAGAAGGGGCCGUCGAGUGUUGAUAAGGCGGAUCGCGGGGAGGAGGCGACUGAGGCUGCUGGCGGUGAGAAGGAAGAGGAGGUUUUGGAGGAGAAAGGGUUUCAGGAGGUCGGCAGCCAACAUUCGGCGGUGAUAACUGAGGGUACCGCUGCAGCUGGAACACUGCCGAUUAACAAAAAACGAUUUUUCCCGGACUCUUCAGUCCCAACGACAAGCAUCUGUACAAGUAGUAAAUUAUCAUCUGGUCGAACGAUUGUUUACCAAAGUCCCCGAAUUCCCCCGCGUAGAAGUCCGCCAGAGAUAAAACUCGAUCUAUCGAGCUUAAAUGCUUCUGAGGAAAUAGCUUCACCUCUCGGUGAUGCUGACACAGAGUCAAAAAGUACAUCUAGUCCUCAAAAAAUUCAGGAGAUCAAAGAUCUAGCUUCCCCCGUUAAUAAACCAUCGAAAAUUCCCACCCCACUUCCACGCAAAUCAGUCAGUGUGAAAAUCAACUCAGGGACAUCAUCACCAAGCACACCUCCAUCAUCGCCAGCUAAAGUUAUUCCCCAGCCAAAAUUGUGCUUCAAAUCAUCAAAAAUUCCGUCGCCUUUGAAAUGCCAACAGGACGAGUGCAAUCAGCCUGAUGCGAAUCAAGACAAGAAUGUCGAACGAAGACGUACGGUUGUAGAAAUAUGCGAAAAAAUUGUUGUGCCUCAGGGUGAAACACCCCCACUACCAGUCACCCCCUUCAUCAUGGUCAACGAGGAAUCGAUCGUUAUCGGUAGUAGCAGCGUAGACGAGGAAAUCGUAGUGCCGCGAGCCGAGUCAACAACGCCAGUCGAGCACGAAGAGGAGGUGGUUUGUACGAGCGAGUCCAUGGUAGAGGUAUCUGUCGAGUCCCCUGUCACUACCAGAACAAACGUCGAACAGGAGACAGAGAUCCAGAUUGAGUCUGAUACCGAGCAAGUUGUAAUGUCAAUAGUCUCAUUGUCGUGUGACACUGAAACCGAUCACUUGGCAUUUGAGGAAGUCACUGUUGCACCGGCAAACACCAUGGAAUUCAUCGGAACAUUGUCACCCACCAGCAAACAGAUUCCACAGUUGAAUCUUGAGAAUGACGAGGAAAUUGUUGCUGGUCUGACUUUCCCCCUUGGGCCACCGAGCAGCGGUGAACCGCCGAAGGAGAAACCGCCUCCACCUCCGACAGAUUUCAGUGAUGAGGAAAAUCAACCGAUUGAGCCACUCAAGAGGUUGAAUUCCACGAGGAGAAUUAAGAAGGAAUUGAGGACGAGGCGCUCCGAUUUCUUGGGGAUUGAAGGGAUCAACGACGACGACUUGGAGUUGAGCCUAGCCCGGCCCCCAGACAUGGCAGCGAUUCUCGCGGAGGAGAGGCGCAUAGAACAGCUGCAUCGUCGCUCAUACGACACUGACAGCAACUACGAACAAGACUCGAGCCACGAGAGGGACUCGGGGGUUGAGCUUGGUCACGCUGAUGACUGGGUAAAACAACCAGUCAGCCCCGACAUGUCCCAGCACAGUCGUCAGAGUAGCGAGCCCUUCGGUGCCAGUGUCACAUCAUCCGAAGAGGACGAAAUCACCAAGAAAGAGCGUGAGAUUAUCGAAGUCCUCGAGAAGGAGGAACAGUGGCGUUACGGCAGUGACCGCGAACAAAACAGCGACAUCGGUGAGAAGCUCGCUGACAAGCUUCGUGAACUGGAGGAGGAGAAGAUGCAGUUGGAGCGUGAGCGCCAAGAGGAGACAUUGCGUAAGAAUGAUGAGAAUGCACGCAAACAGGAGGAAGAGAAAAUCCGUAAACAGCAGCAACAGCAGCAGGAAGCAGACGAGAAAACCCACCGUGAGGAGGAGUUGAGAAUAAAAACGGAGCAGUUGCGACUGCACGAGGAAAUGCUGGAGAACGAGAGAAGAACAGCGGCGGAAGUGCGUAGACAGGAAGAAAUGCGACUGAGAUCCACGGAGGAUCAAAUUCGAGACCAGGAAAAAACAGUGCUGACAGCAGUGCAGUACACCCAUGACGAUGAAUAUCCAUCCGGGGAGGUACUAAGAGUGGAGAGGGAACUGCUGCAGCUCGAGCAGGAGGAGUUGAAACGUCAGAGAAGCAACAUGGCGUAUCGCGAGCAGAAGCAGCAGCAAUUGGCUGAGCAACUGCAGGAGCAGUGGCAGUCCCUGCAGGACGUCAACCAUGGAAGUGCAACGAAUCCCCACCCGACGUAUCAAAACAUCAAUGCCCUGAAUUAUCGCUCGUCAAUGCCAAAUCUCCAGCUUCAGGAGGGCCUGAAACGGCGACCACCACCACCUCCAAUACCCCCGGCUAAACCCCUUCGGGUGUUGGAUCAGCGACAGCGCGAUGCAACCAUAAGAAAUAGUCGGAUUCCAUCGGCAGAUUCAAUUCCCCAGCAGAUUGAUGCAUCACUGAGGCACAGUGUCUCGACAACAGCACUUGCACCACAGGCAGGCCAGCAGAUGACUAAGCAGACCCUCCAGGCACUGAGUGCUGUACCACGGACUAGAAUUGUUAAGAAUGACCAGUGGGUGCAGAGGAGAAAGAGCGAUGGGCCCAGGAUUACUCAGGAUUUUAAUUAUCAACACUGGCUCAUUCAGGAGGCUGAGCAGAGGAGAAUAAAUGAGAAGAAUCAACGCUCACCGGCGAGAAAACCUCAUGUUACUGGGACAUCUGUUUUGUAUACUGCGACAUCAGCAAAAUCAGAUGGUAAACCGUUGCCGGAUUCUAUUAUUCAGACGAUCACGCAGAGGAUACAGAAUAGGGCGCAGGAAAGACCACCACCUAUUCGACGCAGACUGGAGCACAGUGUCAGCCAGGAACAGCUGUCAAUACCCCACCACCAGUCCCAUCAGCACCUCGCCAUGAUGCAUCAAAAGGUGCAUCAAUCACCGGGUCCCUCGAGUGUCGAGUCACAGGAGAAAAUGCUCAGUGUCAGUGGAAAGAAGAAAUGCUCUCACUGUGGCGAUGAAUUAGGACGAGGGGCAGCCAUGAUUAUAGAGAGCCUCCGGCUAUUUUACCAUAUGGAGUGUUUCAAGUGUUGUGUGUGUCAUGUACGUCUUGGUGACGGACUCAUGGGAACAGACGUUCGUGUGCGGAAUCACAAGCUUCACUGCCAUAAUUGCUACUCUAGCGAUGACGGUGUCAAGUUCAGCUGUGUCUAAAUUGUCCCAGUUUUGUGGAUCCAUGCCGAUUAAUACAUAUUAUGCGGUUCAACUAUUUUUUUAAGUUUGAUUGAACAAUUGGCACUGUUUCAUCGCCAUUCAAUUUUUAAUGUAAAUAUAUGUAUAAGAAUAGCCUCGAGCCAUCCACGAGAAGCGAAAAUAUUAUAUUACUGAAAGAGUUGACUAACAAUUGUACAUAAAAUGUAUUUAUGUAAUUAGAGGAAUCAAUUUGUGCCUGAAUUGAUUUCCAAACCCUUCGCAAUGAGAUAUUGUUGGUCAAAUAGUCCUGUACAUUGUGUAUUAUAAAUUGUGAUAUUUAUGCAGUCCAGCGAGUGGACAGAGGAUUGUUUUUUAUGCUAAUUAAUUGAAUGUUUUUAAUCCCAGGAAGAAAACUGUUGAAUCUAUCAAACUAUAAACAUGUAUGAUUACGAAUAAUUUAGUUUUUAGUGUUGUAAAGAAGUAUUGUUUAAAAUUCAUAACCACCGUUCAGAAAGACGGUAAUACGGCCCAAUAAAUUUACGAUUUAAAUUUCAAAUGAAUUGUUACUGGCGUCAGUGAAUGCCUCUAAUCACGUACUGUUAAAUAUUGUAUGAUACGUUUCAUCUUAUCGAGGUAAAUUCCAAGCAUAAAGAGAAGAGUGUAAUUUUUCUAUUAUCUGAGAAAUAUAUGUUUAAUGCAGUAUAAAA
This is a messenger RNA of Diachasma alloeum, 6039 nucleotides long. It is a transcript of the gene smash, whose product is annotated as trichohyalin. Gene Ontology annotation, cellular component: stress fiber. The record is from RefSeq and is a predicted model, not a curated record. The coding region runs from base 506 to 5353 and encodes 1615 amino acids. The transcript is spliced from 16 exons. Gene Ontology annotation, molecular function: myosin II head/neck binding. Gene Ontology annotation, biological process: positive regulation of stress fiber assembly; regulation of focal adhesion assembly. NCBI's taxonomy places the organism in Eukaryota, Metazoa, Arthropoda, Insecta, Hymenoptera, Braconidae.